CAGAGGUCUGGGACUAUGGAGGAUGUCUACCAUUACACCCGCAGCCCUGCCUGGGAGGAACUGAGACAGUGAGAGAUGACAGCGAGGAGAGACGCUUCUCAGCCGCUGAGCAGCUCUCGCCUCCGGGAGAGGAAGGGAGCGGCGGACCGGGCGAAGGCUAACCCCGAUUGGUUUUAUCCCUCCCCUCGACAGGAGCCGGAGAAAGGGCCGGCGUCCGCGGCGGGGAUCCAUGCCCAUGUGGUGGGGGCUGUCGCCGGCUCCGGGGCUGCGGACGAGUCCUCUGACAGCGAGGCAGAGCAGGAAGGCCCCCAGAAACUCAUCCGGAAAGUGUCCACCUCAGGACAGAUCAGGAGCAAGACGAGUAUAAAGGAGGGACUGUUGUUGAAACAGACCAGCUCGUUCCAGAGGUGGAAAAAGCGCUACUUCAAACUGAGAGGCCGAACUCUCUACUACGCCAAAGAUGCCAAGUCCCUCAUCUUUGACGAGGUGGACCUUUCGGAUGCCAGCGUUGCAGAGUCCAGCACAAAGAAUGUCAACAACAGCUUCACGGUGAUCACCCCGUUCCGCAGGCUCAUCCUCUGCGCGGAGAACAGGAAAGAGAUGGAGGACUGGAUCAGUUCGCUCAAGUCCGUCCAGUCCAGGGAGCAAUACGAGACGGCACAGUUUAAUGUGGAACAUUUCUCAGGGAUGCACAACUGGUACGCCUGCUCCCAUGCACGGCCCACCUUUUGCAACGUCUGUAAAGAUAGCUUGUCUGGGGUCACGUCGCAUGGCCUCUCCUGCGAAGUUUGCAAAUUCAAAGCCCACAAACGCUGUGCUGUCAGAGCCACUAACAACUGUAAAUGGACGACGCUGGCUUCCAUAGGAAAGGAUAUCAUUGAAGAUGAGGAUGGGAUUGCUAUGCCCCACCAGUGGUUGGAAGGCAACCUGCCCGUCAGUGCCAAGUGCGCCGUGUGCGAUAAGACGUGUGGCAGCGUGCUGAGACUGCAGGACUGGCGCUGCCUCUGGUGCAAAGCUAUGGUGCACACAGCCUGCAUGGAUCUGUACCCUCGCAAGUGUCCUCUGGGUCAGUGCAAGGUCUCCAUCAUUCCCCCCACGGCGCUCAACAGCAUAGACUCAGACGGGUUCUGGAAGGCCACCUGCCCCCCAUCUUGUGCCAGUCCCCUCCUGGUUUUCGUCAACUCCAAAAGUGGUGACAACCAGGGGGUGAAGUUCCUACGACGCUUCAAGCAGCUCCUCAACCCGGCUCAAGUCUUUGACCUGGUCAACGGUGGGCCGCACCUUGGUCUGCGCCUGUUUCAAAAGUUCGACAACUUCCGGAUUUUGGUGUGCGGAGGCGAUGGCAGCGUGGGCUGGGUCCUCUCGGAGAUCGACAAACUCAAUCUGCACAAACAGUGCCAGCUGGGCGUGUUGCCAUUGGGCACGGGCAACGAUCUGGCGCGGGUGCUGGGCUGGGGCCCGUCGUGCGACGACGACACCCAGCUGCCCCAGAUCCUGGAGAAGCUGGAGAGGGCCAGCACCAAGAUGCUGGACCGCUGGAGCAUCAUGACCUACGAGAUUAAGAUCCCGCCCAAACACAGCUGCCCCACCACGCCUGAGGGAGCUGAUGACUGCCAGUUUCACAUUUCUACCUAUGAAGACUCAGUGGCCGCCCACCUCACAAAGAUCCUCAACUCUGAGCAGCACUCUGCGGUCAUCUCCUCUGCCAAGAUCCUGUGUGAGACGGUGAAGGACUUUGUAGCCAAGGUGGGGAAAGCCUAUGAAAAAAGCACAGAGAACGCAGAGGAGUGUGACACUAUGUCUCUCAAAUGUGCCAUCCUGAAUGAGAAACUGGACUCCCUCCUCCAGGCCCUCAACACAGAGUGCCAGGCCCUGCCUCCGCUCCCCCACUCCACUCCUCCUAUUGUAGAGGAGGAGCAGGAGGAGGAGGAGGACGAGGAGGAGGAGGAGGAGGCCAGCGAGGAGAGCCUGACGGAGCUGAAGGAGAAGCUGGAGGAGGAGGAGACGGAGAAAGGAGGAGCUUCCCCGCACCAGCUGUUCAAAAGCAGGGAGCAGCUGAUGCUCAGGGCCAACAGCCUGAAGAAAGCCGUGCGACAGAUCAUAGAACAGGCCGAGAGAGUGGUUGAUGAGCAGAACGCCCACACAGAGGAGACCGAGCUGCCGUCCCCCCUCGAGUUCAGGAAGGACAGCGAGGAGGAGAACAGGGACAGUGAGAAGGAUGAGGACACCAAGGAACUGGAAGCAGUGCCGUCUGCCAAGAGCCCCUGUUCCCCAACGGAGAGGAGGGUGAGCCGCAGCACCCAGUCCUACGGCUCCUUCACCAUCACCCCAUUCACCACCAGCAAGGAGAACCUGCCUGUACUCAACACACGCAUCAUCUGCCCUGGCUUGCGGGCAGGUCUGGCUGCCUCCAUCGCUGGCAGCUCCAUCAUUAGCAAGAUGCUGCUGGCUAACAUUGACCCCUUUGGGGCCACACCCUUCAUCGACCCUGACCUGGAUUCCCUAGAGGGCUACAUGGAGAAGUGUGUGAUGAACAACUACUUUGGCAUCGGCCUGGAUGCCAAGAUCUCCCUGGAGUUCAACAACAAGCGAGAGGAGCAUCCGGAGAAGUGCAGGAGUCGAACCAAGAACAUGAUGUGGUAUGGUGUUUUGGGCACAAAGGAGCUCCUGCAGAGAACCUACAAGAACCUGGAGCAGAAGGUCCAGCUGGAGUGCGAUGGCCAGUACAUCCCCCUACCCAGCCUUCAGGGUAUCGCGGUGUUGAACAUCCCUAGCUACGCGGGCGGGACCAACUUCUGGGGCGGCACCAAGGAGGAUGAUAUCUUCUGUGCCCCAUCAUUUGAUGAUAAGAUCCUGGAAGUUGUGGCUGUGUUUGGGAGUAUGCAGAUGGCAGUGUCCAGAGUCAUCAAACUGCAACACCACCGCAUAGCACAGUGUCGAACAGUGAAGAUUACCAUCCUGGGCGAUGAGGGGGUUCCCAUUCAGGUGGACGGUGAGGCCUGGAUCCAACCGCCCGGAGUCAUCAAGAUCCAGCACAAGAACAGGGCUCAGAUGCUCACCAGAGACCGGGCCUUUGAGAACACGUUGAAGUCAUGGGAGGACAAGCUGAAGUACGACAAGCCGCCUCUGCGGCCUCACCUCUACCCACAGCAGUCCGUGGAUCUGGCCACAGAGGAGGAGGCCGCCCUGGUGCAGAUGUGCGCCCGAGCUGCAGAGGAGCUCAUUACAAGGAUAUGUGAGGCUGCAAAGACCAAUGGGCUUUUAGAGCAGGAGCUGGCUCACGCUGUCAAUGCCGCAUCCCACGCCAUCAACAAAACACACCCGAAGUUUCCCGAGAGUCUGACCAGGAACACAGCUAUAGAGGUGGCCAGCACCGUCAAGGCUCUGUACAACGAGACCGAGUCUCUUCUGUUGGGCAGAGUCUCUCUGCAACUGGACCCGCCAGAGGAGGAGCAGCUGUCCGGUGCCCUGCAGAGUGUGGAGCUGGAAAUGGGCAAACUGGGAGAGAUCCCCUGGCUCUACCAUAUACUACAGCCUAAUGAUGAGGAGGACCACUCUCUGGGUUACGGCAAGAGGAACAGUCGCAGCAGCAUGUUCCGCAUAGUCCCCAAGUUCAAGAAGGAGAAGGCCGCCAAGAAGACGAGCCCUCAGUCAGUGGAGAGAUGGGGCACAGAGGAGGUGGGCAUCUGGCUGGAACAGCUGAGCCUGGGGGAGUACAGAGACACCUUCAUCCGACACGACAUCCGAGGCUCAGAGCUGCUGCACCUGGAGAGGAGGGACCUGAAGGAUCUGGGGAUAUCGAAAGUGGGUCAUAUGAAGAGAAUUCUCCAGGGAACUAAAGACCUGGCCAAGGCCUCCAUGGUUGACCUCUAACCCAGGAGCAGACGCCAGCGGAGAGGGGAAACAAACGUUCGCCUCACAUCAGUGGAAGGGUUUGGGAGCACCAUAGGCAGCGAAGGAGAAGAUAGGUAUUCUGGUUAUUCAAGGAGUGCUGGAUAUUUGAUCCCUCUGCAGAGACAGCCUUUGUGACGUCGUGGACAAGAUACCUUAGUGUGUUUGUUUGUGCGCUGGUGCCAAAACGACAGUCGAGAAAGCUGACGGAAGUGCAAAAGGAAGUCAUGGAUCUUCACAAAAAAGCCAUUUUUAAGUUAAUAACCAUUCCUAGCACACAAUCAGGUAUGCAACUCACCAUACUGUUGACAGGUAACUCGUCGUCCGAGUCGUGAUAACAAACCAGUAGCAAAACCAGGACUUCCGUGAGCGUGGGGUUUAGUUUCAGUUCAGCAGCGUGUGAAAAUGUGAUGUUUGCUGGCCCUCUGCCUCACAUCACUGAGCUGCAGAUGCGUUGAGUAGAGACAGAGAAGAUAAACGUCGCAGUCUAGGUGGGAAUCUGGAAGGUGUGGUUUCUGAAAACAGCGGGAUACUGCCGCAUGCUAUGCUUGCUCAACUUUAGAUAUGUUUAACUGCAUGAUUAGUGUCUUGAUUUUUUUGUGUGCAGAAUAACACUUGAACAAGUUUUACAUGACUUAAGUAUUAUAAUGCCAUUUGUUACUACUGAAAGCAUCCUUUUUGGUCCAAAUCAAACUUUUUUUUCUAGCUUUAAUUUAUUUUGUUUGCAUGAUAAUGAUGUCUCAAUGAUUUGUGUCAAGUGCCAUAUUUUCAGUCAUUUAGUGUAAAAUGUGCUUUAUUGGUAGACGUCAUAAGAAGUUUUAAAAAAGCUGUCGAUGAGGUAUGAAGAUACGGAGUUAAUGUCCAUACGCCGACACUGAAAAAUCAGUACCAGUAAUGAAUGUUUAAGAAAACAUGAUCAUCCGAUGACUUUGUUCGGAUCGCGACGUUUUAUUUAAUGGGCCAGUAGGUCUUAGGUCUUAAUUCCAUUUAAGGCGGGAAAAAGAAUAGUAUUAGUCCGGAAGAAAGUAAAAGCCAACCGCAUAUGCUGUAGGGUUGUCGAGUUUUUUAAGGAAUACUUAGAAGGCACUUUUUACUUCUUGCUUUAUGCAAGUGCAAAAUCCUCAUAUCAUUACAUAGAAUUAACGGUUCACCUCAACUUUUUCACCUUUGGCAAUUUAACACAGUAUCGAUAAUAGGAGUUAGGUAUUGGUUUUGAAAAUAUGAUAGAGAAGCUGAUCUGCAGCCUGCAUAGCAUUUUUUUUUUCUCCAAAUCACAAGUGAGACGUUGACAGAACACUACUUUUACCUGUUAGUUUCUUUUAAGACUGGUGGCAUUACAGGGUAUAUUUCUAUAUGUGAUGCUAAGUUGGUAUAUAUAUAUAUAUACACAUAUAUAUGCACUGUAUAUACAGUAUACCAGUGUAUGCAAACAAUGUUUGUAAGUGUGGUAGUCUAAUGCAUUUUGUAGAUUGCUGACAUGGCAUGCAUUGUCAACAGCUUACACAUUUGACUGUGUAUAUUACACCAUAACAAUUGUGUAUAGUUGAUUUGGUUCUAAUCUCUUGUACAUGAUAAUGCUGUUGUAUUCUAACGAUGGUGCAAUAUUUUAUCUCUUGUUUUGAUACUGUCUCCGGAGCUUUCUGACAUGAUGUUUCUCAGUGGGGAAAAAAACCUUGAUCAAGUUUUUUUGUACACGUUCUCCUCCUCCUCGAGGUCUGAGGAUUAGGUUUUAAAAGUUAGACCCAUAGACAGACUGCUUUUUUCUUACGGACUCCACGUUUCUUCCAGCGGUUCGCUAGUUUGUAGUUUUGCUCCUCUGUGCUUCCAAGGUGAUACACUAAAGCGGGACUGUGUCAGCGAGUGAGUAGAAUGGGCAGACAUGACUGUUGUGUUCAUAUGUAACAUGUAUUGCAAUGUAUUUGCGUGCAUUUGGGUGCGUGUACUACAGCCGUGGCAUAAUUUAUCUUAUCAGUAAUUGUUUAAUUACCAUUGCCAACUAAUUUUACCAGGCUGUUUCGACCCCCGCCAAGCUGGUUUUAAUCCAGCCUUUCCUCUGAUGUUACGUAGUUAAAAAAACUUUUUUUUUUUUUACCGAGUACUGACUGCUAGGAUUUAAAGCGAGGCACAAGCUUUCACCCCUCACCGUUCAUGUGAGUGAUUCAGAGGCUGCGCUGUGAGCGGUCCUGUAUUGUCCCUAAUGUCCCAGCAGAUGGCAAUCUAUCACAUCUCACAUCUCUACAGUCCCGGAGUCACAUUGUCAAAUGGCAAGAUUUACGGUCGCCUCUGCCGACAAUCAGUUCAGUCAACACCAGGAUAUUCCCUACAGUCUUGCACAUUGACACACGUUGAAAUCAUUACGCCCAUAAAUGUAAUUCCAACCAAGGAUAUUUUUUUUCUUGUGUACACUAUUAUUCAUCCUCUAACUGGCGCUAGUUAGUAACUACAAACCACUAAUUUAUAAGCAUCAGAGUUUUUCUCAUUUUCCCAGACAGAACUAUGCCUUUGAUUUAUUUGGUAGAUGUGGAUGCACUGUUGACUACGUGAUGACAGUUGGCCUUUUGCUCUGGAUACAGGUUUUACGUAAGUUGAAGCCUUUCGGUUAGUGUGUGCUUUAUUGGAGCAGUGUAGUGGAACUGCUGUAUGCUGCCUUGUUCCUCUAGUGCUCACCAGUUUUGGCCUCACGUCCAUUUAAUCUCCAUCACACCGGUCGCCAAACUGAAUUCCCUGCAGCUGUGUGUGUCUAUGUUCAUGGUAUCCGUGUGUCCAAAGUGUCUGCCGGGUUCUGUAAUUCUCUCUAAAGCGUUUUGGCCCCACAUUCCAGGCAAGAUAACGCUCGACCUUUCCAUACAAAGUGGAAGUUGCCACCUUUCUCCCUCGCUGUGUUUCCCAGUGGUCUGUAAAUAAUGCUGCAAACUGCCUGGUUUUCAAAAAACCAACAAAACCCAUGCAAGGAUCUCUAAAAGACAGUUUAACACAUAGUCUCUGACAUGGUUCCUGAAACGACGGGAGAAAAGUGAAUUUCAUUUGUUUACAUUAUGUUUACAAUGGCACAGUUUUAAUUUUUAAGAAUAUAUAUGUAGGUAUAAACAAUAUUUGCAUAUUUAUUGCCUAAGGUUAAAUGAUAUGAUGUGUAUUGUGUUUUCACAUUUGGAAUAUAAUGUUACAGUUGUCACCUGUAUUACUAUCUGGAUGAUUUUGGUAAAGUAGUUGAUCAUUUUUAUGACUACUAAGUGACUGUUUUCUGUGCCUUUUUAUGGUUAGAAUGCAUGGUUAACUAUUUAUUACAAUUUGGAGUCACUGAGAUGUGUAUUUUUGUAUUCUGAAUAAAUAAAUGGUUCAGCUUUUGUUGUACAUUUUUAAGGUGCCUUCAAAUAGGCUACCUAUUCAUAUCUCUCUUCUUCAAUAAAACCAAAUACAU
Xiphias gladius (swordfish) is the source of this 7309-nucleotide messenger RNA. It is a transcript of the gene dgkh, whose product is annotated as diacylglycerol kinase, eta. Gene Ontology annotation, biological process: lipid phosphorylation; diacylglycerol metabolic process; intracellular signal transduction. The record is from RefSeq and is a predicted model, not a curated record. The transcript is spliced from 30 exons. Gene Ontology annotation, molecular function: protein binding; ATP-dependent diacylglycerol kinase activity. The coding region runs from base 76 to 3873 and encodes 1265 amino acids. NCBI's taxonomy places the organism in Eukaryota, Metazoa, Chordata, Actinopteri, Istiophoriformes, Xiphiidae.